Molecule: messenger RNA, 426 nt
Organism: Xyrichtys novacula (pearly razorfish)
Lineage: Eukaryota; Metazoa; Chordata; Actinopteri; Labriformes; Labridae
Source: the annotation of a GenBank genome assembly
AUGUCUCCCGCUCCCUCAGGCUCUCUUUUCUCCAGGGUUCCAGUAGUGCACAGCCCCGUGUACACAAAGCCUCUGAUGGCAUGUCUGCCAGAGAGGUGUGGAGCGGAGCUGGAUGGAGAGCCGCUGCUCUUUAUGGCGCUGCCAGGCUCCGACACUCUUUACCGUCCUGCCAAAAUUCUCCUGCUGAAGACUCACCAGCCUUCCCUUAUCCUUCCCCUCCCUCCGCCGCCUCAGCUCCAUCUGUUGCACUGGAAUGGACUUCUUCUUCCUCUUCUUCUUCUUCUUCUUUGGUGCAUAUUUUCCGCCAUCUUGUUCCCUCCGCAGGCUCAAGGCUGCACCAGAGGCAGAUGUCACCAAAGUCCCCCAAAAGUGCGAAGAACACGAAACAACAACCUCUGUCACCUUCUCGGGAUAAUCCCCGCCUGA